AUGGCUCAACGUGUUACUUAUAGAAGAAGAAAUCCAUACAACACCAGAUCCAACAAGAUCAAGGUUGUUAAAACCCCAGGUGGAAAAUUAGUUGCUCAACACGUCAAAAAGGCUGCUUCCAGAGUCAAAUGUGGUGACUGUGGUUCCGCUUUGUCUGGUAUCUCUACCUUGAGACCAAGAGAAUACGCUCAAGUUUCUAAAACUCACAAGACUGUCCAAAGAGCUUACGGUGGUUCAAGAUGUGCCAACUGUGUCAAAGAAAGAAUUGUUAGAGCAUUUUUGAUUGAAGAACAAAAGAUUGUCAAGAGAGUAUUGAAAGACCAACAAGAAAAGGAGAAGAAGGCUUCUGCUGGUAGAAAAUAA
Molecule: messenger RNA, 363 nt
Organism: Lodderomyces margitis
Lineage: Eukaryota; Fungi; Ascomycota; Pichiomycetes; Serinales; Debaryomycetaceae
Product: 60S ribosomal protein eL34
Exons: 2
Coding region: 1-363 (120 amino acids)
Biological process (GO): translation
Cellular component (GO): ribosome
Molecular function (GO): structural constituent of ribosome
Source: RefSeq, a predicted model, not a curated record